Rasamsonia emersonii CBS 393.64 is the source of this 363-nucleotide messenger RNA. RefSeq lists its product as uncharacterized. The record is from RefSeq and is a predicted model, not a curated record. The transcript has 2 exons. Bases 1 to 363 code for a protein of 120 amino acids. Lineage: Eukaryota; Fungi; Ascomycota; Eurotiomycetes; Eurotiales; Trichocomaceae.
AUGGCUGUGAGUGAUUCACGGUUCGGGCUCGGCUCAGGCUUGGGCUUGGGCUUGGGCAUGGGCAGUGGGCCUGGGGCAGACGCGGUGUCACCUUCGGCGGCGACGGGCCCAGGCGCGCUGCUACAAGGUCCUCUAUUCUCCUCCCUCAGCCUGUGUGAAGACAGAACGCCACUCCCUCGUCGCGCGGCGGUGAUUUCUCCCCCUUGGCGAACACGCCACCCAAUCGCCGCCGCCUCAAGAACCCCUCUCGAUAUUACCCCCUCUCGAUUGUCACUAGACCCCACUAGACUAGCAUUCAACAUGAUCUCCUAUGUGGAAGACUGUUCAAGAGGUGGUGGAUUUUAUUCUCCGCAGAAGAGCUGA